Naegleria gruberi is the source of this 1134-nucleotide messenger RNA. RefSeq lists its product as uncharacterized. Lineage: Eukaryota; Heterolobosea; Eutetramitea; Acrasida; Naegleriidae. The coding region runs from base 1 to 1134 and encodes 377 amino acids. The record is from RefSeq and is a predicted model, not a curated record. The transcript is spliced from 2 exons.
AUGGAAUUUAGACCACUUGUUAUUGACCAAGGAACAGGAAUGACAAAGGUUGGAUUUGCAGGUGAUGAUAUGCCACUAUUGUUGCUGCCAACGGUAAUGGCACCUGAUGAGCUUCAUUCCGAUCCUCAUCACAGCAAGUUUAAUUUCAAUGAAAAAAGGGACAUGAGAAUGUUGAGCAGUCUUCAUUUUCCAAUGGAGAGAGGUGUUGUGGAUGAUUGGGAUAUGAUGGAAAGAAUUUAUGAGUCUAUUUAUGUGAAUCAGAAAAUUAAUACAGCCCCAGAAAACCAACCUCUACUCAUUUCAGAAGCUUGUGAAAACCCAAAAGAAAAUAGAUACCACAUGGCCGAAAUACUCUUUGAAAAAUAUAAGGUUCCAUCAAUAUAUAUUGCAUCUCAACCAGUACUUUCGCUCUACUCAACUGGUAAAUCAAGUGGACUUGUUGUGGAGAUUGGACAUGGAGUUUCUCAAACAGUGCCAAUCUUUGAAGGAUUCCCACUCUACCACGCUAUUGUCAAAUCAGAAUUUGGUGGUCUUGACAUUACCAACUAUUUGAGACAAUUGCUCGAGAAGAAUAAGCGAUAUGAAGAGCUGAUCAAUUACAAUACUAUUGCUGGAUAUAAGAUUUUAACAGAAAUGAAAGAAAAACUAUGUUACAUUUCACAAAACAUUGCCGAGGAGCAGUACAACGUAGGCCUCUCUGAAUAUGUUCUUCCAGAUAGAAAGGUUAUUCAAAUAACUCAUGAAGCUUACAAAUGCCCUGAAGCUCUCUUUUACCCAAAACUGGCUGGAAAAACAAACAUGUUUGGUGUUCAUGAGGCUCUUUUCCAUGUCUAUGACAAAUCGGAUGAUUACAUCAAACAAAUACUGAUGGACAAUAUAGUUCUGGCUGGAGGUUCAACUAUGUUUACUGGAUUUAAGGAACGCUUAAUUGCUGAAUUCUCAAGAAUACUCACCGAAAAGACAGGAAGCUCAAGAAUUACCGAUAAGAAUGUCCGAGCAGAAAAUGACAGAGUUUUUGGAUCAUGGAUUGGUGGCUCAAUACUUGCCUCUCUACCAACGGUUCAAAACUUGUGGAUAACAAGACAGGAAUAUGACGAGCAUCAUGAUGCUAUUUUCAGUAGAUGUUAUGGUUAA